AUGGAAGUGGUUCUGCGACACCGCGGAGCAUCCUUGUCGUCAUGCUUCCAGACGGUACGGUCGGAUCCACGACCCCUCGCAUCGCAGAAUGAAGGGCACAUGCUUCAGCACGGUCGCGUGCAGCGCCACCCAUCGGGAGGGGCUGAGGCCCACUCCUUUCUCAUGCGCCGACUGCUCAAAUUGCAAGGCAGGAUUCGAGACUUGCAGCGCCAAGAGCGCCUUGGAGCGGCAACUGAACAUCUGAAGGCUCGGGCUAGGACAGCCGUCCACCGGUGGCAGCGCCAGAUGGCUGCAAGGGGCAAAAAGGCCACAAGGUGGCUGAAGGGCAAACAACGACGCAUGACCAGCGUCAAGGCACCGGGGGCUGGACAGCCCACUGAGGCGCUCCACCACGGCGAGCCUCGAACACCGGGCAUUCUGACAGCGCAUCUGGGACAGGCCUGUCGUCAACAGGCGGGCCGCUGUGCAGAAGUGGCCUUCCAGCCUAACCAAGUCUGGAGUGCCGAGGCCUUCCACGAAAUCGGAUUGACUAAGGCCUGCUCUGCGCCAGGCGUGGACGGCUGGCGAGGGGACGAAAUCAAGUACUGGCCUCGUCAAGCUUGGGUCGUCUACUCAGAGUUGCUGUGCAAGUGGUUGGCCCGUGGCUCCUACCCACGGGCUUGGCAGGAGAUGCGACAGGUUCAGUUGCCCAAAGCUUCUACCAAGGAGCUUUCAGGCGAUGUUUCGGCUGCCGAUCUACGACCGAUCGUUGUCAUCUCGAUCUUGUGGCGAGUCGCUUCCUCGGCCGUCGGCAGCUGUCCGCAAGUCCGCAAAUUCAAGCCCCCGACCAAUACGGUGGGGUGCAGGCGGCAUAUCCACCAUGGACUCAGUAAGAUUGCUGGACCCCAGGCCCAGGGAACCCCAGUAGUCAGCUUGGAUUAUGCCAAAUGCCUUGAUCGGGUGGAUCCCAAGUUGGCAUGUGAUCUGAUGGCAGCGGCCGGCCUUCCGGCCCAAGGAGACGGGCUGGAACCACUCGCGCUCAAUGUGAUGCUUUCGGCGCCUGUGGUCAGUAGCUUCGGUAGCGGUCUGCGCCAGAGUGUCUUCCUGGACGACAGGGCCUUCGCCGUGGAGCAGGUCGUCGCUAGGGCACUCGAUGUCUGGCGGUUGUGGUCUCAAGUUCUAGGGAUUGAGGAGAACGAUGGCAAGCGGGUGCGCAUCUUGGGAGUUGACUUCACUGUCAGUUCGGAGACUUUGAAGCUCUCUUUGGCGGCACGCGUUGAGGAGGACAUGAGGAUCGGCAAACGCCUGCUUACCAAAGGCAUCGCUCUGGAUGUCCGGCGGGACUUGUGGCGCACUAGGGUCUUGCCGCUCGUCACCUGGGGCCAUCCUUUUGACCCGCCUCGGCAUGAAGAUGUCAAGCAGUUGCAGAAGCUGGGCACGUCUGUGGCCUACCUUCACCGUGCGGCGGGUGUCCACCUCCGUCGGUUGCUCGAGGGCCACAACAUGGACAUGAUGUUCCAGUCAGGCAUGUCAUGCCUGCCGGGCUCUGCUUGCGAGUGGAAGCUGGAACGACGUUGCCAGGACUCGAGGACCGGGCACGUGGUUGGAAAGCGUCUCAGGCUUUUUGCAGGACAGGGCUGUGCUACGGAGCAGGCCAGGAUUGAUUAUGCUCAGGGCAAUUUGAGCACCGUUGCUCACAGCAUCCGAGCUGAAUGGCGAGGCCAGCUGCUUUGCCGUUUCCGCGAGUCUGGGCGAAGGGACUCCUCUCAGCUGCAGGGAUGGCACCCAGGCGCCAAUUGCAUGUGCAUGGCCAUCCGGUUGCACCAGGAGGCGCCGGCUGAAGGCAACGCGGUCACGUCUGGGUUGCAGCACUGCCUACUACGACAUGCGGCGGACCGGUGGCGACGACCCAGCAUGCCGCUGGUGCAAUGA
This is a messenger RNA of Symbiodinium sp. CCMP2592, 1911 nucleotides long. NCBI's taxonomy places the organism in Eukaryota, Dinophyceae, Suessiales, Symbiodiniaceae. The record is from the annotation of a GenBank genome assembly.